AACCCAAAAAAGUCCACCAAAGUACUCCAAGGUUUGAUCACGUCGAUUUAUCAAUACUCGGGUCAGUAUUAGUAUUACUAUAGUCCAUCUCUCUCUCUCUCUCUCUCUCUCUCUGUGGCAAUGGCUGGACUUCGAUUGGGGCCAGAUGACUCGGAGCUAUCGCAGCAGAGCCGAGCUGCUCCGGCCGAUCUCAUCUCCGACGACGACCGCUCCGUCGCCGCAGACUCAUGGUCCAUCAAGAGUGACUACGGAAGCACUCUCGACGACGACCAGCGCCACGCAGACGCUGCCGAGGCCCUCUCCGCCGCUAACCUCCGCGCCCCCUCCGAUUACAGUUCUGACAAGGAUGAACCAGAUGCUGAAGGUGUGACAUCAAUGCUAGGUCUUCAGAGUUAUUGGGAUGCUGCAUAUGCAGAUGAGUUGGCGAAUUUUCAUGAACAUGGUCAUACUGGUGAAGUUUGGUUUGGAGCUGAUGUCAUGGAAGUUGUCGUCUCUUGGACCAAAAACUUAUGCAUUGAUAUUUCUCAAGGUCGCAUGCCAAAUCAUGUUGAUAAUAUCAAGUCUGAUCCUGUUGAACAAGGUGAUAAGUAUCUUUCAGAUUGGAGUGUACUUGACAUUGGGACUGGCAAUGGAUUGCUACUUCAAGAACUUUCCAAGCAAGGGUUUUCGGAUUUAACUGGAACCGAUUAUAGUGAAGGAGCGAUUGACCUUGCUCGAAGCCUUGCUGGUCGUGAUGGAUUACCCAACAUUCAUUUUUUGGUUGAUGAUGUUCUAGACGCCAAGUUGGAAAGGCAGUUUCAACUUGUUGUGGACAAAGGAACCUUAGAUGCCAUUGGAUUGCAUCCAGAUGGUUCUAUCAAAAGGGUAAUGUAUUGGGAUUCAGUUUCAAGAUUGGUGGCUCCUGGUGGAGUAUUGGUGAUCACAUCAUGUAACAACACAAAAGAUGAAUUGGUGCAAGAAGUGGAAAGUUUCAAUCAAAGAAGUGUGACCCAGGAACAUGAUGAAACACCCAAAGAUAAGUUCCAAUACCUUAGUCAUGUCCGCACAUAUCCGACAUUCAUGUUCGGUGGAUCUGUAGGAUCACGUGUUGCCACUGUGGCAUUUCUCCGAAACUGAAUCACUAAUCCUUGCGAGUAACAUGGUUUGAUGCGGUUCAUGCAUUUGUGUGUGCACACUGAGAAAGUAAAUGUACUGACUUGUGCAAGUUCUUUUAUUUGUUUGAAAACCAUGAAACUCUCUGAUUCAUUUUAAGCUAUUUCUUCUUUGUCAGGGUUUCUGCUAUGCAAAGUUUAUACAUAAAAUG
Molecule: messenger RNA, 1303 nt
Organism: Prunus avium (sweet cherry)
Lineage: Eukaryota; Viridiplantae; Streptophyta; Magnoliopsida; Rosales; Rosaceae
Gene: AR401
Product: S-adenosyl-L-methionine-dependent methyltransferases superfamily protein
Cellular component (GO): cytoplasm
Molecular function (GO): protein-lysine N-methyltransferase activity
Source: RefSeq, a predicted model, not a curated record